AUGUCCUAUACGCCCUCUGGUUUCUUUUGCGACCGGUUAAUCCGGGAGAGAGAGAGAAGGGAUGGAGAAGGAUCAUUGAGCAAACCCAUCCGCUUCAGCGGUCAGGACUACAACACUCUCAGGCAGGAGUAUGUCCAGAAGAAGACCCUUUUCGAGGAUGAUACCUUCCCCGCCACCGUGGACUCCCUUGGCUACAAAGAGCUGGGCCACAAAUCCAACAAAGUUAAGAACAUCAUCUGGAAGCGGCCCAAGGAGAUAUGUGAAAACCCACAGUUCAUUGUCGGAGGUGCUAGCAGGACAGAUAUCUGCCAGGGAGACCUGGGUGACUGCUGGUUGCUUGCUGCUAUUGCGUGCCUGACUCUAAAUGAGAAGCUGCUGUAUCGUGUUAUUCCUCAAGAGCAGAACUUCUCUGAUGGCUAUGCUGGAAUUUUCCAUUUCCAAUUCUGGCGUUAUGGAGAUUGGGUGGAUGUUGUCGUUGAUGACCGCAUUCCCACCUUUAACAACCAGCUGGUGUUCACCAAGUCUGCUGAGAGGAAUGAAUUCUGGAGCGCUCUCCUGGAAAAAGCUUAUGCCAAGCUUCAUGGUUCCUACGAGGCUCUUAAGGGUGGGAACACUGCUGAGGGAAUGGAGGACUUUACUGGAGGGGUCACUGAAUUCUUUGAGAUGAAGGAAGCUCCCAAAGAGCUGUAUAAGAUCAUGAUGAAAGCUCUGGAGAGAGGAUCCCUCAUGGGCUGCUCCAUUGAUUCCCUGGUUCCAGCCCGCUUUGAAACUCGUACUGCAACAGGUCUUGUGAAAGGACAUGCCUACUCUGUGACAGCUGUACAGGAGUGUAAAAAUUCCCAGCAGAAAGAAUCUAAAGUACGUCUUGUGCGUCUGCGGAACCCCUGGGGUCAAGUGGAAUGGAAUGGACCUUGGAGUGAUAAUUCAAAAGAAUGGGAAACCAUCCCUAAAGCUGAAAAGGAGAAACUCCAGCUAGAGAAUGCAGAAGAUGGAGAAUUCUGGAUGUCAUUUGAGGACUUCAAGAAAAAUUACACCAAGAUUGAGAUUUGCAACCUGACCCCUGAUGCUCUGGAAGACGAUAAGUUACACAAGUGGACGGUGUCUGUUAAUGAGGCACGCUGGGUGAGAGGCUGCUCUGCUGGAGGCUGCAGGAAUUAUCCAGACACAUUCUGGACAAACCCACAAUACCGCCUGCGUCUCCUGGAGGAAGAUGACGACCCAGAGGAUGAUGAAGUGGCCUGCACUUUUGUUGUUGCUCUGAUGCAGAAAAACAGACGUAAAGAUCGCAAGUUGGGUGCAAAUCUCUUCACUAUUGGAUUUUCCAUCUAUGAGGUGCCAAAGGAGAUGCAUGGAAACAAGCAGCACUUGCAGAAGGAGUUCUUUAUGUCUAACUCCUCUAAGGCUCGAUCCAGGGCCUACAUUAACCUGCGAGAGGUGACCCAGCGUUUCCGUCUGAGUCCUGGCGAGUAUGUCAUCCUUCCUUCCACCUAUGAACCCCACCAGGAGGGCGAGUUCAUCCUCCGCAUCUUCUCUGAAAAGAGAAACACAUCUCAGGAGAUAGAGAACAGGAUUGAGGCUGAUCAUCCAAUCCCGGCUCCAGCUUCCACUGGAGAAGAGAGCGAGGAGGACCAGCAGUUCCUGUCCAUUUUCCAGCAGAUCGCGGGGGACGAAAUGGAGAUCUCGGCCAGUGAGCUCAGAGAUGUCUUGAAUAAGGUGGUGUCUAAAUACAAGGACAUUCCCAAUGAGGGCUUCAGUCGAGAGAACUGUAGAAGUAUGAUUGCCCUAAUGGACAUGGAUGGAACAGGCAGACUUAACCUUCAAGAGUUCAGACACUUGUGGAACAAAAUCAAACAGUGGCAGGAAAUCUUUAAGCGCUAUGACUUUGAUCAUACUAACACAAUCAGUAGCUAUGAGAUGAGGAAUGCCAUCAACGAUGCAGGGUUCCGUCUGAAUAACCAGCUGUAUGACAUCAUCACCUUGCGCUAUGCCAAUGAAACUAUGAACGUCGACUACGACAGUUUCAUCAGCUGUCUUGUGCGACUGGAGGGGAUGUUCAGAGCAUUCCAGGCCUUUGAUCAAGUUGGAGAUGGAACCAUCAGACUCAAUGUACUGGAGUGGCUCCAGCUAACCAUGUACGCAUAGACCAGCUUCGGAUCCAGGUGAGCCCGACCUCUGCAAGGACCAGAACUACCAGCUCUUACCUCAACACUCAAUGUGCCAGACAACUGUUAUCUUUCUCUGUACCUCAGCCCACAUUCACCACCAGCUCUAUACAACACAACUAUCUCAAACCUUAAACAUGAUUACUCCAUUUAAAAUUGGUUGGGGAUUGCAAGAUGGGUGAAACCAACACGGCUGAUUGCAAGACCGAAUCACUUUUUGAAGUCAGGUUGUGGAGGAAAAAUAUUCAGGGUUGUUGUACACAAGGUUCAUGAUUUUCAGCAUGCUUUCCAGUAUCCUGUCUUAAUUUGUUCCUCAUAUUCUAUCAUUCCUUUUAAAAUGGACAUUCAA
Molecule: messenger RNA, 2511 nt
Organism: Xyrauchen texanus (razorback sucker)
Lineage: Eukaryota; Metazoa; Chordata; Actinopteri; Cypriniformes; Catostomidae
Product: calpain-3-like
Exons: 21
Coding region: 1-2142 (713 amino acids)
Biological process (GO): negative regulation of apoptotic process; proteolysis
Cellular component (GO): cytoplasm
Molecular function (GO): calcium-dependent cysteine-type endopeptidase activity; calcium ion binding
Source: RefSeq, a predicted model, not a curated record